Molecule: messenger RNA, 411 nt
Organism: Prunus armeniaca (apricot)
Lineage: Eukaryota; Viridiplantae; Streptophyta; Magnoliopsida; Rosales; Rosaceae
Source: the annotation of a GenBank genome assembly
AUGUGGGAGAAGCGAACCACACACGGGAUGAAGAGAAAGCCAGCACAAGUGUUGAUGCCUCACAAUGCAUCAUCUGCAAAGAUUAUCUCAUAUUUGAAGACUCUCCAUACCAAAGCAUCUGCACCCACAGCAAAUUACGGAUACGAGCUCCGGGCCAGCUCCCUAAUUCCUUGUCCCACCAAGAACAGCACCGCUGAUAAGAAUUCCAAUAAGCCCAAUGACAACACUCUUACAACUCUGUCAAAUGACAUCUACUUGGAAAAAUUUUCAGGACACCUAAGGUGUCUUCAUAAAAAUAGGAAGGAAACAUAUUGCAUGCAAAGUGCCGAAGCCUUGAGAACUCGUAGGAACUCGCCCAUUUUCAGCUUCCUUUGUCAGAGUCUCCUCGGCAUGGCCCUUACCGAUCGGUAA